Molecule: messenger RNA, 1503 nt
Organism: Penicillium alfredii
Lineage: Eukaryota; Fungi; Ascomycota; Eurotiomycetes; Eurotiales; Aspergillaceae
Product: hemolysin III family protein
Exons: 2
Coding region: 1-1503 (500 amino acids)
Cellular component (GO): membrane
Molecular function (GO): signaling receptor activity
Source: RefSeq, a predicted model, not a curated record
AUGGCUUGCACAGCGUCAUCCAUGACGGUGGAAUCCUCUCCCGACGCUGUUGCGUCGUCCAGUGCCACCCUUGGCGAAGCCACAGCCCUUCUCCGCGAUCGGCGGCGCCGACAUUCAUUCCAUGCUUCUAGAAAACUUUCGUGCGACUACCAGGAUGCCGAUACAGUCUUCAUCAGGGUUGAACUCUUCCUGGCCGAACUGGAACGUCGCAUGCAAUGGAUCGAGCAAUAUCGCAAGUCGCACAUGGUUCAAAUUGACGCGAGUCUGCGACGGGGAUAUGCAACACUGGAAGCCGUGAGGGACCAAUGCUCGGUCGCCUCAGGCGAGCUCAUGGGGAGUGGGAAGAAGCGGGCCAAGAUUUUGGUGGAGACGCUCGAGGGCCGAUACAAUGAGGCACUGGUUACCAAGGAGACUCUGGAGCAGAAGGCCCAGGCAAGUGUGCGCUUGAUGGAGUCGUUUUUGUCCGAGCUCGAGUCUCGCGCCCAUGCGGUCCGAGACCGGGGAAUCUACGGGACCUUGGAUGAUGGCUGGAAAGCCAUGGAUUCAAAGCUUGUUCAUGCACGGGAAGUGGUCGAUGAGGGAAUGGAGCGCGCUCGACGAGCGCGGGAUGUACUCCGGGAGAGCAUCGACCAGGCUAUUACAUUGGCCCAGGAGAAGCGACUGAUCACCUACUAUGACCUGCCUGACCCGUGGCGAGUCAAUCCGCAUAUCUUGAAGGGCUAUCGCUUCACAACGUCCAAGGUGGAAUGUGUCUCGUCAGUCUUUACCUUCUCGAACGAACUGGUCAACAUCUGGUCCCACAUGAUCGGCCUUUUCAUCAUCCUUUCGAUUGCCUUUUAUUUUUAUCCGCUGAAUCCUAACUUCCACUUGAGCACCAACGCCGAUGUGAUGAUUGCGGCAGUCUUUUUCUUUGCUGCAUGCAAGUGCCUGGUCUGCAGUACCCUCUGGCACACCAUGAAUAGCAUUGCAUCCCAGGAUCUGAUGGAGCGCUUCGCCUGUGUGGACUACACUGGCAUCUCAUUGCUGGUUGCCGCCUCGAUCGUGACUACUGAGUACACCGCUUUCUACUGCGAGCCCGUUUCUCGGUGGAUCUACAUCCUGCUCACCAUGUCUCUGGGUAUUGGUGGCAUUAUUCUUCCAUGGCACCCAACUUUCAAUCGCCAUGACAUGGCCUGGGCCCGGGUGGCCUUCUAUGUGACCCUUGCGCUGACUGGUUUUGCUCCUCUCGCGCAGCUCUCCUACACCCGUGGUUUCGCAUGGUGCUUGUACUUCUAUGCCCCGGUCGUGAAGAGCAUCAUGGUCUACUUUGUCGGUGCUUGCGUCUAUGCCUCUAAAGUCCCUGAGCGUUGGAAGCCGGGCCUAUUUGACUACUUUGGUGGCAGUCACAACAUUUGGCACUUGGCUGUGCUUGGCGGAAUUCUCUUCCACUACUGCGCCAUGCAGGAUCUCUUUGCGAAUGCUUUCCAGCGUGCCAAGGGAGAAUGCCCCAAUCUAACAUCAUAA